AAUCUUCUUUCAACAAACAUAUCAAAUCCCCAAUUUUUUUUCCCAAACAACACAGUCUGUCUCACCGAUAUCGAUCUUCCCAAAUCCCAACCGACUGCCUCUCACCAUUGUUGAAUCUCUAUGUAUUUGAAGGAUGAUUUUGCGGAGUUCUUUCACCAGUUGGAUGAAUCGUUUACUUGAUUGCAUGGGUCUUUGCUGUUUCUGCUGUUCCAAAUCGAGGCCAGUUAUUGCUGUCGAUGAACCAUCAAAGGGGCUUAGAAUUCAAGGACGAACAGUGACAAAACCUAGUCUCUCAGAUGAGUUUUGGAGCACAACCACAUGCGAUUUAGAUCAUGGUGCUGCAAUUCAGUCGCAGAAAACCACUUCAUCUAUCAGUAUCAGUACAUCGACUCAUAGUCUCAGCCACUUUGGUGGCACUGGAAGCAACAUCAUCGAGCCUGAAUUCAUAAAUCAUGGACUACUUCGGUGGACUCAAUUGAGACUUCAAUGGGUUGACCAUAAAAAGUCAAAGAACAGAACAAAAGCUCAAGAACCCGUUUUAAGAAGGAAGGUGACAUACGAAAGCCUACUUGGCACUAGCAAAAACUUCCCUCGGUCCAUUCCUCUAUCCGAAAUGGUUGGAUUCUUGGUGGACAUAUGGGAACGCGAAGGAUUGAAUGAGUUAGCAGGAUCCUUCAAAAGCCAACAAGCUCCAGGAAAAUUCGUGGCUUGGAACAAAAGGAAAAUGUUAGAGUGGAAAGGACUAAAAAACGAAGAACGACCAAAACAACCUUGA
This is a messenger RNA of Lactuca virosa, 775 nucleotides long. Lineage: Eukaryota; Viridiplantae; Streptophyta; Magnoliopsida; Asterales; Asteraceae. The record is from the annotation of a GenBank genome assembly.